GUGCUUGAAAAUUGUUGAAAGAAAAUUAAUCAUUUUUUUGCGUCUAGAAAAACUCUAAUAAUCUCUAAUAUAAUAAUAAUAAUAAUAAUAAUAAUAAUAAUAAUAAUAAUAAUAAAAUAUGCAUUGUUUUUGGAAAAUCUAGCAGUAAUUUUCAAAUAUAGAUUCAGUAACGAAAAUGGCUUCUGCAUGUUUGAUUAUAAGUCGAGGAAUUUCUACUUCAUGUGCUAACUAUGGAAAACGUAAUUUCCGAAAGUUUUUACUUUACGGCAAAAGAGGAACAAAACUUCAAAAACAACGUGAAGCAGGUCCAGAUCGAGAACUUCCAGCUCACACACGGGGAGUAAGAAGUAUUGGAUAUGAAAGUGGGAAAGACUUUGUUGUAAUACCAGAAAUGAUACCUGAAAUUAUUGUUCCUGAUUUAAAGGAUUGCAAAUUAAAACCAUAUGUCACAUAUGAAUCUGAAGAUGUAUAUCAGAGCGAAUUUACAGCUCAGGAUUUAUUUAAUGCAGUCUAUUCAGAAAAGAUCGUAAACGAUUAUAAUAAUAAACAGUUAGAUCCUGAUGGUCAAUCUUUAAAACCAAGCAAAGAGGAAAAUCUUACAGCAGAGGAAGCAACAAUUAAUAGUUUAAAAACUGGUAGCGACAUAUUUCAAGUUGAUAAAGAGGAAGUUAUUGGGCUUUACAAAAAAAAGGUUGCAGACAGUAUGCAAAAGGCAAAAGAGUUGGGCAAAGAUUGGUUUAAUUAAUAUUUAACGCUUUUAGUAAGACGUAACAUAACAAUAAGAAAUUAACGACAAAUAGAGGUACUUUUAAAAAAAUUUAAAGAAAUUUUCUUUAAUUCCUAAUAAAUAAUGAAAGCGAUUAUUUUAAUUCA
Messenger RNA from Leptopilina boulardi, 873 nucleotides. RefSeq names its product 39S ribosomal protein L41, mitochondrial (gene mRpL41). Gene Ontology annotation, cellular component: mitochondrial large ribosomal subunit. Gene Ontology annotation, molecular function: structural constituent of ribosome. The transcript is spliced from 3 exons. The coding region runs from base 176 to 745 and encodes 189 amino acids. NCBI's taxonomy places the organism in Eukaryota, Metazoa, Arthropoda, Insecta, Hymenoptera, Figitidae. Gene Ontology annotation, biological process: translation. The record is from RefSeq and is a predicted model, not a curated record.